Molecule: messenger RNA, 417 nt
Organism: Bipolaris maydis ATCC 48331
Lineage: Eukaryota; Fungi; Ascomycota; Dothideomycetes; Pleosporales; Pleosporaceae
Source: RefSeq, a predicted model, not a curated record
UCUCUCAUCCAACCCUCCCUCUCACUUCUCACACCAUUUCCACCCGUCAGUUCAACCUCCAACUUCAACUCCACAACACCUUCAACAAUGGCCUCUUCCAACCCCGCAAACUUCGCCAACCUGCCCAAGGAUGAGCUUAGGGAGAUUGCUGCAAAGGGCGGCCAUGCUUCCCACGGCUCCAGCCACGACGACUCCUCCAGCAACGACCACCCUGGCCGCAACCCCGACGGCACCUUCACAAAGGGCUCCGAGGUCGCCAAGGAGUUGGGUGCACAGGGCGGCCAUGCCUCUCAUGGCUCCGACGACUCUGGUUCCCACGCUCACAAGGACGCUGGUCGCAACCCCGAUGGAACCUUCAAGAAGGGCAGCGAGCUUGCCUCCGAGUUGGGAGCCCAGGGUGGACAUGCCUCGCAUUAG